Branchiostoma floridae (Florida lancelet) is the source of this 2912-nucleotide messenger RNA. RefSeq names its product acid-sensing ion channel 5-like. Gene Ontology annotation, cellular component: membrane. NCBI's taxonomy places the organism in Eukaryota, Metazoa, Chordata, Leptocardii, Amphioxiformes, Branchiostomatidae. Gene Ontology annotation, molecular function: ligand-gated sodium channel activity. The transcript has 12 exons. Gene Ontology annotation, biological process: sodium ion transmembrane transport. The record is from RefSeq and is a predicted model, not a curated record. Bases 445 to 1890 code for a protein of 481 amino acids.
GCUUUGAAACUUCUCCAUCGUCAGGUUUUCAUAGGAUGAGCGGAACAUUUCCGUCAAUAUUAUCUCUAACAUGUAGAUGAAGCAUAUCCUGUUUGUUUCCCGUCAAUGGCUUGGUCAUGGAGACACAUUAGGUAAGAAUGCCGUCUUGGAGGAUGGUAGCGUAAGCACGAUACCUCUGUGUGGUCAGCCACAGUGACUGGAACCACCUGCCACAACAUUCCGUACGAUGCACUGACCCGUUUUCCAUCAACACAGUUCCUUUAACUGAUCAAAUACCCAUGGAAAACUGUGACCUUUUUUGGACCCCUUUGCUAUGGUAUCAUUUCCAAGGCCACAGUGACAGACCCCGGUUUAUCGACCGUUCUUGUGACCAGAGUUCGAGGGAAAACGUUUCAGCGGUAAUCCGAAAUUUCCUCUAACGACAGGACCUGACCUGGCUGUUCCAUGGCGGAGGAAGAAGAAGAACAGUCUCCUGAGAGGGAGUGGGCCUCGGGAACGACUUUACAUGGUCCGGCAAAGGUUGUUGACGCCCCCAACUGGGUGGUGCGGAUCCUCUGGCUGCUGCUGUUCCUCUUCAGCCUGGGAUACGCCACCUAUCUCAUCGCUACGUCGAUUAUCGACUUCAUCAGCUGGGGCACGGUGACGGACCUGAAGCUGGAGUUCACGGAUCAGCUGGAGUUCCCGGCGGUCACCAUCUGUAACUUCAACAAGUUUGAGAAAGACCUGCUGUGCAUGGACGAGCGCGCUGUGGAGUACCUCCGGCCUCUGAUCGGGAACGACACGAUCUGUGAGUACGACAACAGCACGUCUCCCACGCCCGGCCCCACGUACUACCCCAUGACGCUGGCGGGCAUCACGGCCUACACCGGCUUUCAGAUGGACCAGUACGCGCUGAAGGAGUGCACCUGGAGAGGGGAGAGGUGCACCUGGCAGAACUUCACGCACGUGUUCGGGGAGUACGGGAACUGUUACGUCUUCAACCAGAAGACUUCAGGAGAACCUCUGCAGCAGAUCAUCCCGGGGCAGGGCAACGGGCUGCACCUGGUCCUGGACGUGCACGAGGCCUUCUACACGGAGAACCCUGACACGGGCGGGACGACAGACGUCGGCGUGAAAGUGCACAUCCACCCGCAAGGCGAGCCCGCCAAGAUGGACAUCCAGGGGAUCCCCAUCGGGCCCGGCAGCCACGCUUACAUCGGCAUCUCACAGGUUACGUAUCAGAAUGAAAUCCCGCCAUGGGGCCUGUGUAAGGACCUGGAUCUGGAGUACUACGACACCUACACCCUGACCGGCUGUCUGAUGGAGUGUAUGGCUAAAUGGGUGGAGAGAGAGUGUGGCUGCACGGCACUGGAGCUCCCAGGGAACCUGACCUAUUGUGAACCUCAGCAGAUCGUCGACUGUGUCCUCGGAGUCAAAGACCAGAUCACGACCGGAGCCCUGGCGUGCGACUGCCCCACACCCUGCCGGAUCCAGACGUUUGACUACUUCGUGUCGUACGCCGGUUGGCCGAACCAUAUCGUGGAGGUGUACCUUGGGCAAGAGAAUAACGUCAACAUGACGUACAUGCAGAACAACUGGGCUUCUAUUGACGUGUUCUACGAGGAGCUGAACUUCGAACAGAUCACCCAGAAGAAGGCCAUGACUCCGGGAGACCUGCUCAGCGGCCUUGGCGGCCAGCUCGGCCUAUUUGUGGGUGCCAGCGUCAUCACCUUCAUGGAGUUUCUGGAGUACUUGUUGAAGAGACUGACGUAUUGUUGUAGGAAAAAGAAAAAGACCAACAAGGUCAGCGCCAGCACGUCCCGGUCCGAGGUCUGGGCGGCUGACAAGAUCGAUCCUCUGAAACUGCAAAAAGUCAACAUGCUGCAGGAGACAAAGAUGUACAAGGAGUAGCUAUAGGCGGCGGCAUUUCUUGUCAUUAUACAAAUGUACAAAGUGUUCAGUUAUAUACCUUACUGGCAAAAACCUUCAAUGUUUUUGAAUACUAUAAAAGUUUUAUGCAACGUUCCUAUUUGCACUGAUCCCUACGGCGGUGUUACAUGCAUGUAGUAACCGACUCUGAAGGCCACAAAUAUGUCCAGGUGGACCGCCGGAUACCUCGGGGGUACCUGUCGGUGUUUUCAUGAUUAUGCACUGGCGUCUAUUUUUGUUGGGGUCGGGAUUUAUUUCAACCCCGAGUUUAGAAAACAUCCAGGAGCCCGGCGUUGCCCCAAUAUAGCCCGAGAAGCCACAGUAUCCUGUGGGACCACGUAGGGGCCACGCCCGAAAGUACUGAAAAAUAGCCCGUACACUAGCGGGAGAGGCCCCUUUAUCCAAAAGGGACCAUAGCAUUACUGUGUGUAUUUUUUGCCUUGCUAAUAUAUUUGCCAGUCUCACUGAGCUGCAUGAGAUCUGAGUCUCGCGUAGUUGUACGAUAUUUGACCUCUGAAGAAAAAGAUGCCUCAAAAGCUUUUCCGCAAUGUGUGUAUUUUUUGCUUUAUAACAUCAAAUGGUUUAUGAAGGUCAGAUAGAUAAGGCUUAAGGGCAAUGCGUUUUUCUCAUUUUUCUUUACAGAUAAAUAUAAAAAUAUAAGAAAUAUAAACUAAAGCUUUACAAGCAAUUAUAUUGAUCAAUUUCUAGUCCUUACAAGACAGUUCAUUUGUAUCAAAAGGUUUGCGUUUUAUUCAAUUAAAGGUAACAAAAGAACACACAAAACUCGUUGGUAUGAAGUACUAAUGACAUUUAUUGACAAAUGUUGCCAACUUAAGUUGAAACCGCCACGCACAAAAGUACAGACAAAACAACAGUAACGGAUGAAGAAUUUUACGUCACAAAUAUUUUCCGAUGAUGUAUCGAUCUCUACCAUUAUACAAAACUACCACAAAUCUACAGUCACCAUCUACCCCAACUUACGUCAUAAUUCCCUUUACACGCGG